Ilyonectria robusta is the source of this 741-nucleotide messenger RNA. RefSeq lists its product as uncharacterized. Lineage: Eukaryota; Fungi; Ascomycota; Sordariomycetes; Hypocreales; Nectriaceae. The transcript has 4 exons. The record is from RefSeq and is a predicted model, not a curated record. The coding region runs from base 1 to 741 and encodes 246 amino acids.
AUGUCGGGAAAGACAUACCUGAUCACUGGUGCCAAUCGCGGUAUCGGUCGUGGCAUGUUCGACCACUAUGUCGCCCAGCCGAAUAACACUCUCGUCGCCGCUGUACGAAACGUUGAGAGCGCUCAAGGUCUUCUAGAUGCACCAAAGGGCAAGAACACCAGGGUCAUCAUUACAAAGAUUGACUCUUCCUCAAAGACUGAUCCAUAUGAUGCUGUCAAGGACAUCCAAGCCAAGGGUAUCGAGCACAUAGACGUCGUCAUCUCCAGCGCCGGCAUCGCAAAGUUGAACACCCUCGAGGAUAUGCCUCUUGAGGAGUAUGAAGAAGUCCUAAUGGUCAACGCAAUUUCUGUCAUGCUCCUGUAUAAGGCCACUCUUCCUUUGCUCCGUGCGGCUUGUCAUCCAGCUCGAUUCACCUUCAUCAGCGCAGCAGGUGGGAGCUUGAACGACAUGCCCAAGUACCCCUACCCCAAUGCAAGUUAUGCUAGUUCCAAGGCUCUUGCCAACAGCUUGGUUGUCAAGAUGGGCAUGGAGAAUGACUGGUUGAUCACGCUUUGUAUUCACCCUGGACUGGUUCAGACAGAUUUGGGAAAUUUGGGUGCACGAGCUUUCGGCCUAGACAAGGCUCCCCUUACUCUCGAGGAUAGUAGCAGAAAUACCGCUCAUAUCAUUGACAACGCCACCAAGAAGGAUCAUUCCGAAAAGUUCUUCAACGAAACGAUUGACCGGAUUCAUCCUUGGUAG